This is a messenger RNA of Scophthalmus maximus (turbot), 4101 nucleotides long. RefSeq names its product N-acetyltransferase 10 (gene nat10). The record is from RefSeq and is a predicted model, not a curated record. The transcript is spliced from 29 exons. Lineage: Eukaryota; Metazoa; Chordata; Actinopteri; Pleuronectiformes; Scophthalmidae. Gene Ontology annotation, cellular component: 90S preribosome; nucleolus. The coding region runs from base 169 to 3279 and encodes 1036 amino acids. Gene Ontology annotation, molecular function: tRNA binding; ATP binding; 18S rRNA cytidine N-acetyltransferase activity. Gene Ontology annotation, biological process: rRNA acetylation involved in maturation of SSU-rRNA.
UGGGACUGUCGCGCAGAUGUGACGUCACGCCCGGGGGUCCUCCAUGAACGGCUGUCUCCACGUGAGAAUAUCAACAGCAUGACGGCCGGCAUGUAACUUCAGCCCUCGACUGUUGGACUUGUAUGAGGAUCAGAUAUCGAACAGUUCGUCUGUUACAGAAGAAAGACGAUGGCAACAGUCCGCAAGAAGGUCGACAACCGGAUCCGCGUCCAGAUCGAGAAUGGAGUCGCUCUGCAGCACCGCACCAUGUUCGUGGUGGUGGGGGAUCGUGGCAGAGAUCAGGUUGUCAUCCUGCAUCACAUGCUGUCUAAAGCCAGCGUGAGAGCUCGACCCUCAGUUCUUUGGUGCUACAAAAAAGACCUGGGCUUCAGCAGCAAUCGCAAGAAGCGCAUGAGACAGCUGCAGAAGAAGAUCAAAACGGGCACGCUGAAUCUGAAUCAGGACGACCCGUUUGAGCUCUUCAUCGCCGCGACCAACAUCCGCUACUGUUACUACAACGAGACGCACAAGAUCCUGGGAAACACCUUCGGAAUGUGUGUCCUGCAGGAUUUCGAAGCUCUAACACCCAACCUCUUGGCGAGGACUGUUGAGACGGUCGAAGGCGGUGGGAUAGUGGUCAUCCUGCUACGGACAAUGAACUCGCUCAAGCAGUUGUACACGAUGACUAUGGAUGUCCACUCUCGAUACAGGACUGAGGCUCAUCAGGACGUGGUGGGACGGUUCAAUGAGAGGUUUAUUCUGUCUCUUGCAUCCUGCAAAAACUGUGUUGCCAUUGACGACCAACUCAACAUCCUUCCGAUCUCCAGUCACGUGGCAAACAUCAAACCAGUUCCUCCAAAGACUCAGGAGGACGGUUUGUCUCCGCGAGAACAGGAGCUGAAGGAUCUGAAGGAGUCACUUCAGGACACUCAGCCUGUGGGCGUGUUGGUGGAUGGCUGCAGGACCAUGGACCAGGCCAAGGCAGUGCUGAAGUUCAUUGAGGCGAUCUCGGAGAAGACCCUGCGUAUCACGGUGGCUCUAACUGCUGCCCGUGGUCGAGGCAAGUCUGCAGCUCUGGGGCUGGCUGUCGCCGGAGCUGUGGCUUUUGGCUAUUCAAAUAUCUUUGUGACCUCACCGAGCCCAGACAACCUCCACACCAUGUUUGAGUUCAUCUUCAAAGGAUUCGAUGCUCUGCAGUACCAGGAGCACCUUGACUAUGAAAUCAUUCAGUCGCUGAAUCCAGAGUACAACAAAGCAGUGGUGCGCGUGAACAUCUUCAAAGAGCAUCGGCAGACGAUUCAGUACAUCCACCCAGGUGAUGCGGUGAAGCUGGGUCAGGCUGAACUGUUGGUCAUUGACGAGGCUGCAGCCAUCCCUCUUCCUUUGGUUAAGCGCCUCCUGGGGCCUUAUCUGGUUUUCAUGGCCUCCACUAUCAAUGGGUAUGAAGGUACCGGACGUUCCCUCUCUCUCAAACUGAUUCAGCAGUUGAGGCAGCAGAGUUCCGACACUCAGCAGAGCAUGUCGGCAGAGAACAGGAGCACCAACACGGCGAGGCUGGCAGCAGCUCGCUCUCUCCACGAGGUUUCCCUCCAUGAGUCCAUCCGGUACGCUCCAGGAGACGCUGUGGAGAAGUGGCUGAAUGAUCUGCUCUGUCUGGACUGUCUCAACAUCCCCAGGCUCAUCUCUGGCUGCCCGCUGCCACAGACCUGUGACCUAUAUUAUGUGAACCGAGACACGCUGUUCUGUUACCACAAGGCGUCUGAGGCCUUCCUGCAGAGGUUGAUGGCUCUGUACGUGGCCUCACACUACAAGAAUUCCCCCAAUGACCUGCAGAUGUUGUCCGAUGCUCCGGCCCAUCACCUCUUCUGCCUCCUGCCGCCUGUUCCUCCGACACAGAACUCACUCCCCGAGGUGCUCGCUGUGGUGCAGGUGUGUCUGGAGGGAGAAAUAUCUAGGCAGUCCAUCCUAAACAGUCUGUCCAGAGGGAAGAAGGCCUCUGGGGAUCUCAUUCCCUGGACCGUGUCAGAACAGUUCCAAGACCCGGAGUUCGGCAGCCUCUCUGGAGGCAGAGUGGUGCGAAUAGCUGUCAAUCCAGACUAUCAAGGGAUGGGUUAUGGCUCCAGAGCUCUCCAAAUGCUGCAGAUGUACUACGAGGGCAAGUUUCCCACCAUGGAUGAGGGCAAACGCUCGAACCACAAUGAGAUCACCUCCGUCAGCAGUGAGGCCGUCAGUCUCCUGGAGGAAGUCGUCACGCCACGGAAGGAGCUCCCCCCUCUGCUGCUGAAGCUGAGUGAGAGGAGAGCAGAGCGGCUGGACUACUUAGGAGUUUCCUAUGGCCUUACCACACAGCUGCUCAAGUUCUGGAAGAAAGCAGGCUAUUCUCCUGUCUACCUAAGACAAACCCCUAACGACCUGACAGGAGAGCACUCUGUUGUCAUGCUGAAGGAGCUGAAUACAGAUGAAGCCCCAGAGCAGAGUCAGUGGCUGUCUGCCUUCUGGAAAGAUUUCCGUCGGCGCUUCUUGUCCCUCCUCUCCUACCAGUUUAGCAGCUUCAGUCCGAGCAUGGCACUCAGCAUCCUGCAGAAUAAGAAGUCCAAGGAGGAGACGAGCACUCUCGGCAGCUCCGAGCUGGCGGCCCAUUUCAGCCCCUACGACCUCAAACGUCUGGAGUUGUAUUCGAGGAGCAUGGUGGACUACCACCUCAUCAUGGACCUGAUCCCAGCUGUGGCACGCAUGUUCUUCCUCAAGCAGCUCGGUGACAUCUCCCUCUCUGCAGCUCAGUGUGCUUUACUGCUUGGUAUUGGCUUACAGCACAAGUCAGUGGACCAGCUCGAAAAGGAAAUUGAUCUCCCGAGCUCACAGCUCAUGGGCCUCUUCAACCGUCUCAUCCGUAAAUUUGUGCAGGCCUUCACCAGCAUCCAAGAAAAGGCCAUUGAGGCAGAGAUGACGGCCACCAAAGACGUUACCAUGGAGCCGACUGUCAAAAGCCUCAGUGAUGAUCUGAAUGAAGCAGCUAAAGAGUUUGAUGAGCAACACAAGCAGGAAGUAGAGAAAGUGAAGGAGAUGGACUUGGAGGAAUAUAGGAUCCGUGGCGAUGAUGAGGAGUGGGACCACGUGUUGAAGAAAGCUGGGAGCUCGGCUAUUGUCAGCAUAAAGAGUGACAAGAAGAGGAAGCUGGAUGGGGGAAAUGUGACAGCAAGCAAUGGGGGUCCGCAGCACGGUAAACAGAAGAAGGAAACGCAACACGGCAAAUUCAAGAAGCACAAAGACAAACAUGGCAAAUUUGGAAAGAAGGCGUGACAGUAAACAGAGCAACAGCAACAUGAGCUCUAAUUCAGAGAACUUUUGAUAUCUUGGAUGGACUUGCAGAUAUUGAAAAGCAUCCGAAAGACUGGAUAUCACUGAUUUUUUUUUUUUUUUGAAUCCCCGAUGAUAGUUUUUAGUUCAAAAUAUUAUUUGCUUUGAUUUAUGCUGUGUUCAACACCACAAAAAGUAUAACAGCAGAAAAGAACACAAUUCACACUUGUACUAAAUAAGUAUUUUUUACUUUCACUUAUUUCAAACAUUUGUUAACAGCAGUUUUUAGAGUUCCCUUUUUAAUGUCAUGAUUUCUACAAAGACUUGUAUAAAGUUAACGAAAAGUUUUUGUUCCUUUUUACGGAAACCUGAGGUAUAUGGCUGUCUUGAGGCUGAACGGAUCACUGGAACACCUGAGGCUGUAAAUCAGUCCACUUCUGUUUGAGCUGCUGUUUCACGGCCUCUGGUGCGAAGAUACAAUCGAUAGCCUGCUGGGAAAGCUUCCACACGGCCUCACGACUGAGACCGAAUGUGGAAGCUGCCAGCUGAUACUCCUGAGACAAGUCUGUACUGAAGACCCCCUUAUCGUCAGUCUGUAAUUUGAUAAAGAAUAAAAAUCAUUCAUGUUGAACUUUGUUUUUCUGCCCAGCCAUCAAGUGCCAUUUCACGUUCUACAUGAAUUAUUUUUGCAAAGCAAAUAAUCAGAAUCAAGACUUGAGCACUGAAGGAAUUUUGACUUCAAGUACAAACAGUUGGCACCCAAUGUUUGGUCAUUGUCUUUUUUUGUUACUUCUUAGUUUAUUCAUUAAAUCAAAUUAGUUUUUA